This is a messenger RNA of Astyanax mexicanus (Mexican tetra), 6825 nucleotides long. RefSeq names its product NLR family CARD domain-containing protein 3. Gene Ontology annotation, molecular function: protein binding. Lineage: Eukaryota; Metazoa; Chordata; Actinopteri; Characiformes; Acestrorhamphidae. The record is from RefSeq and is a predicted model, not a curated record. The coding region runs from base 439 to 6111 and encodes 1890 amino acids. The transcript is spliced from 30 exons.
UGUAUUUGCUGACUUUUUUGCCGCAGCUGUGAUUGGCUGGGCAGUGUUAAGGGAGCUGAAAACGAGCAUUGUGAUUGGCUCAGUUUAUCAGUAGUCAACAUCAUAUCUAAAAGGGAUCAGCAGUCCCAUUUCCCCCAUUACUCCUCCUACUACUCCCCUCGAUUCCUCCUCUAUCUUCUAACGGCACAGGAGAAGAGGAGUAGCAGAAGUUUCUGGACGCACCCAAACUUGGAAUUUUUCAAAGGACACGCACUCCAAAAUACUACAGUCAGGACAUGCUCAGGACAUGCCUAGGACAGUCACACUGACAAUCUGCAGACCAGCAAGUAAAUAGACUGAAGCUGCUGGGACUCUUUCUGUGUGUUUCUCAUAUCGUGUGCGUUCUUGAGGAAAUAUGUGACUGAAUAGUGUCACCAGUCCUGAUAGUUCUGAUGUUUGAUGUCACUGAAAAUUAUGUACCUUCCUGAAAUAAUGGAAGAGAAGAGUGAGAAAAUAAAGACCUGUGAAGUAAAUCUUCAAGGAGAACAAAAUGAGAUUCAAAGUUUUAGUGGAACUGCAGGAAGACCAAUCUCACCUGGAUUCAGCUGUGUGUCCUUCAGGAGUGCACAGUCAAUGGAUGACCCUAUAAAUUUCAUGGAUGGAUCAGUCUAUCAAGACAGUGGAACUGCAGAGAGACCAGUCUCACCUGGAUCCAGCUGUGUGUCCUUCAAGAGUAUAAAUUCAAUGGACCAACUGGUACCUAUGAUGGGAUCAGCCCAUCAAGACAGUGUAACUGCAAAUAGACCAGUCUCACCUGGAUCCAGCUGUGUGUCCUUCAAGAGUGCACAGUCAAUGGCUCUACCUGACAACUUAAAGGAUGGAUCAGCCCAUCAAGACAGUGAAAAUGAGAAGAGAUCAGAUUCCCCUAUAUCCAGCUGUGUGUCCUUGAAGAGUGACCAGUCAAUGCCAUAUCUGCCAGCUCAUCCCAGUUUUAAAGUGGAAUCAGAGCUCCAGGGAAGUGGAAUCAGGACAAGACCAAUCUCACCUGGAUUUAGCCGUGUGUCCUUCAAGAGUUCAAUGGGAUAUAUUCCUCCUUCCUUCAAAGAGGGAUCAGCUCAUCAAUACAGUAGGACUGCAGAAAGACCAAUCUCACCUGUAUCCAGCUGUGUGUCCUUUAAGAGUACAAAUUCAAUGUUUAAUCCUCCCAAUAUCAAGGAUGGAUCAGUCCAUCAAGACAGUGGACUUGCAGAAACGCCAAACUCAUCUGGAUCCAGCUGUGUUUCCUCCGAGAGUGAACAGUCAAUGUCAGGACCACUCUUCCUCAAAGAGAGAUCAACCCCUCAGAAAAUUUUGUCUCGUUCAGUCAGUGACACUGGAGUAAGGACGGGCUCAUCUCUAUCCACUCAGCAGCCCCUGGAGCAGCCUGUCUGGAACUAUUCUACUCACAAAAAAUCUACUUCACAGCAAAGAGACAAAAGCGGGUCAGAGCCGGAUGCCAAUGGUGAACAGCAUCAAAGGAAUCCUAAAGAUUUCUUUGACAUCUUCAAUGAUCUUGAGAACAAAAUGAUUGUGUUUAUAAAGCACGAGCUGAAAUUGUAUAAGAAACUUCUGAGAAAGGAAAACACAACUUACUACAGAAAUGUCAAGCAAGUAAGGUGGAAUUUGAAACAGACAGUCCUCAGCAUGACAUUGUCUUUUCUGAACCUGAUGAAUCAUGAGGACGUCGCCUCUGCUUUGCAAAAGGAGCUGAUUGAAGUUAUACAGCAUCCACUUAAAGAAGGAAUGAAAAAUAAGUAUCAUCAUGUUUGUGAAGGAAUUGCAAAGCAGGGAGAAUCCACCAGUCUGAAUAAGAUCUACACAGAUCUGUACAUCACUGAGGGUGGAGCUGGACACGUCAACAAGGAACAUGAAGUGAGACGUAUUGAGAAAAAUCUGAUGCAGCAAGAGGUACAGAUUGAAUGCAGGAACAUGUUUGAAUGUUUACCUGGACAAGACAGACCAAUCAGAACUGUUCUGACACAGGGAGUUGCAGGAAUUGGAAAAUCGAUCUGUGUGCAAAAGUUAAUUUUGGACUGGGCUGAAGGUAAAGAACAUCAGGACAUCCAGUUCAUAUUUCCACUUCCUGUCCGGGAACUGAACUUAAAGAGAGGAAAUCAAAGUUUGAUGGACAUCAUCGGAUAUUUCUUCCCAGAGACACAAGGCCUGAUAUUAACAGACCAGUACAAAGUCAUGGUAAUCCUUGAUGGACUGGAUGAAUGUAAACUUCCUCUGUCUUUCCAUAAAAAUGAAAUCUUGAAAAAUGUCUGUGAAGCAGCUCCACUGGAUGUUGUGCUUACAAACCUCAUCAAUGGAAAUCUGCUUCCCUCAGCUCAGAUCUGGAUAACCACUAGACCAGCAGCAGCCAGUAAGAUCCCUGCAGAGUGUGUUGACCGGGUGUCAGAGGUCCGCGGCUUCAAUGAUCAGCAGAAGGAAGAGUACUUCAGAAAGAGAAUCAGUGGUCAGGACCAGGCUAACAAAAUAAUUGACCAUAUCAGAGAAUCCAGGAGCCUCCACAUCAUGUGUCAUAUCCCAGUCUUCUGUUGGAUCUCAGCCACUGUGCUUCAGAAAAUUCUGGAAGAAACAGAGAGUGAGGAAACACCAAAGUCAUUGACGGAAAUGUACACAUGCUUUCUGAUCUUUCAGAUUGUGCAGGGGAACAAGAAGUACUUUGGAAAGAAUGUCUUGGACACCCCAUGGGAUGAAGGGUUAAUUUUGGCACUGAGUGAAUUGGCUUUUCAGCAACUGGAAGAAAACAGCCUAAUCUUCUAUGAAGAUGAUCUAAAAUCGUGUGGAAUUGACCCCAGUAAAAUAUCGGUGUUCUCUGGACUGUGCACUCAGGAGACUGGUAGAUUCCUUGGUACAGUUUUCAGCUUUGUUCAUCUGAGCAUUCAGGAGUUUCUCGCUGCUGUAUUUGCAUACAUUUGUGUCAGAAAUGAGCACAGAAGCGUUUUUGAACCACAGUCCACAUCACAAGAGAGCAAAACAACGGAGCUCAUUGAUUUUCUGAAGACUGCAGUAGACAAGGCUUUGGAGAGUGACCAUGGCCACCUGGACCUCUUCCUUCGUUUCCUUCUGGGACUCUUGCUGGAGUCUAAUGAGAAGCUCAUCCAAGGUCUGUUGACUCAGACAGGAAGUAGUUCUGACAGCAGAAAGGAAAUAGUUGAGUACAUCAAGUUAAAGUUCAAGGAAAAUCCCUCUCCAGAGAGAUCCAUCAAUCUGUUCUACUGUCUGAACGAGUUAAACGAUGAUUCUCUGGUAAAAGAGAUCCAGAGUUACAUGAGUUCAGGACGUCUCUCUGAAGCUGAACUCUCACCUGCUCAGUGGUCAGCUCUGGUCUUUGUGCUGCUGACAUCUAAAGAGAAACUGGAAGAGUUUGAUCUGAAAAAGUUCAUCAGAUCAGAGGAGUGUCUUUACAGACUGCUGCCAGUGGUUCAGGAAGCCAAAACUGCUCUGCUCAGUGACUGUAGCCUGACAGAAAGAAGCUGUUCAGCUCUGCUCAAAGUUCUCAACCUUAAAUCCUCUACAUUGACUCUGCUGGAUCUGAGCUACAAUCCAAUACAGGACUUUGGAGUAGAGCUUCUCUCUGAAGGACUGAAAAGUUCAAACUGUAAACUGGAGACACUGAGACUUUCAUUCUGCAGUAUAACAGAGAGAGGAUAUGGUGCUCUGGCCUUAGCUCUUAAUCCCUCAUCUCCACUGAAAGAGCUGGAUCUCAGAGGGAAUGAUCCUGGAGACACAGGAGUGAAGAUCAUUACUCACUUAUUACAGGAUACAACUUAUAAACUUAAUAAACUAAGACUAUUAAAAAGCGCUGCUGCUGAAGAAGUCUAUGCGUCUCUGACUGAAUCUCUAGGAACAGACCCCUUACUGCUGUCAGAGCUGGAUCUGAGUGGGAAAAUACAAGGAGACUCUGAAAUGAAGAAGCUCUCUCAUCUACUGGAAGAUUCACACUGCAGAACUAAGAAACUUAAGCUGAAUAACAGCAGUAUUACAGAGGAAGGCUGUGCUGCUCUGUCAUCAGCUCUUUGUUUAAAUCCUUCACACCUGAUUGAGCUGGAUCUGGGAGAGAAUAAACUUGGAAACUCUGGAGUCAUGAAGCUCUGUGAACUACUGAACAAUAAUUUCUGCAAACUGCAGAGACUGGGAAUUGCAGACUGUUGUAUAACAGAGAAAGGAUAUGCUGCUCUGGCUUCAGCUCUGAAAUCAAACCCUUCAUCAACCCUGAUGGAGCUGGAUCUCAGAGGAAACGAUCCUGGAGAUGAAGGAGUGCAGCUGCUCACUGAUUUAACAAAGAAUGAAAACAGUAAACUGAAAACACUGAGACUGUUGAAAAGUCCUGCUGCAGAAAAAGCCCAUGCUACCCUUACAAAAAAACUAGGAGCAAAUCCUUUACGGCUGAGAGAGAUGGUUUUGAAAGGGGAAAUACAAGGAGAUUCAGGAUUAAAGCAGCUCUCUGAUCUACUGAAGGAUUCACAUUGCAGAAUUGAGAUACUUGGGCUAAGUAACAGCAACAUUACAGAAGAAGGCUGUGCUGCUCUUUCAUCAUCUCUUUGUUCAAAUCCCUCACACCUGAUCGGACUGGAUCUGUGUGAGAAUAAACUAGGAAACUUAGGAGUGCAGCAGCUGUGUUCCUUCCUGAAUAACACUCACUGUAAACUGCAGCAAUUCAGGCUUUCAUUCUGCAGUAUAACAGAAGAAGGAUAUGCUGCUCUGGCUUCAGCUUUGAAGUCAAACCCUUCCUCACUCCUGACUGAGUUGGAUCUCAGAGGAAAUGACCCUGGAGACACAGGAGUGGACUUACUCACUGAUUUACAAAAUGAUCCAGCAAGUAAACUGAAGAAAAUAAGGUUAUUGAAAAGCCCUGCUGCAGAGAAAGCCUGUGCUUCUCUGACUGCAGCUUUAGGAACAAACCCUUUACUGCUGAGAGAGCUGGAUCUGAGUGAGAAAAUACGAGGACGCACUGCAGUAAAUCAGCUCUCUGAUCUACUAGAGGAUUCACACUUCAGACCCAAGAAACUUAAGCUGAAAAAUGGCAACAUUUCAGAAGAAGGCUGUGCUGCUCUAUUAUCAGCUCUUUGUUUAAAUCCUUCACACCUGGUCGAGCUGGAUCUGAGUGAGAAUAAACUAGGCAAUUCUGGGGUGGAGCAGCUUUGUGAUCUAGUGAACAAUCAGCACUGUAAACUGCAAAAACUGAGACUUAAGAAUUGCAGUAUAAAAGAGAAAGGCUGUGCUGAUCUGGCCUCAGCUCUUUGUUCAAAUCCAACUCACAUCAAUGUUCUGGAUCUGAGUAAAAAUAAACUAGGAGAUUUAGGAUUAAAUCAGCUCUAUGUACUGGUGAAGAAUCAGGAGUGUAAACUACAGGAACUGCUGCUUAAGGAGUGCAGUGUAGGAGAGAAAGGCUGCGCUGCUCUGACUUCAGCUCUGACCUCAAACCCCUCACACCUGAGAGAAGUGGAUCUGCAGGGGAAUAAACUGGGAAAGUCAGCAAAACAGCUCUCAAAGCUAAUGAAGCAUUCGAGAUGCCAUUUGUGGCUGAAAAAUAGCAACCUUUCAGAAGAAGGUUGUGCUGCUCUAUUAUCAGCUCUUUGUUCAAAUCCUUCACAUCUGAUAGAGCUGGAUCUGAGUGAGAAUAAACUAGGCAAUUCUGGAGUGAAGCAGCUUUGUGAUCUUGUGAACAAUCAGUGCUGUAAACUGCAAAAACUGAGACUUAAGAAUUGCAGUAUAAAAGAGAAAGGCUGUACUGAUCUGGCCUCAGCUUUUUGUUCAAAUCCAACUCACAUCAAUGUUCUGGAUCUGAGUAAAAAUAAACUAGGAGAUUCAGGAAUUAAGCAGCUCUGUUUACUGGUGAAGAAUCAGGAGUGUAAACUACAGGAACUACUGCUUAAGGAGUGCAGUAUAGGAGAGAAAGGCUGCGCUGCUCUGACUUCAGCUCUAACCUUAAACCCCUCACACCUGAGAGAAUUGGAUCUGCAGGGGAAUAAACUGGGAAAGUCAGCAAAACAGCUCUCAGAGCUAUUGAAGAAAUCAGGAUGCCCUUUGCGUGAACCGGAAGAGGAAGAUGAAGCUCUGGAUGACCAGACCCAUCACCAGUGACCUGAGUACUGAGGAAAAGGAUGUUUGUUCAGAUGAACAAAACAAAACAGAGGGUGCAGAUGGUGAUUGUGAAGUGAAUCAGAAUGACCGGUCAAAGAUCUUGCAAAUUUGAAAGUCUGUAGCAGUAAAAUUGUACUAACUGUACAAGUUGCUUGUGUAUCAGAAUACAACUUAUAUCUUUGUAAUAACAUGGUGUGAAUAGUUGGAAAAAACUCAUGGAAGUCAUGGAAUUUGCCCGAAUGUGCAAAAUGGGAUAUUUGUAUAGAGAAGAGGCAGCACAGAGCUAGCAAGCUUUAGACUAAAAACCCAUACAGAGUGCUGUACUUAGAAACCAGCGCUAACUGAAGAGGGAAUCUCAGAGUGAGAGAGUGAAAGAACGGAGGGGAUAGUUUGUGUUUUUAGGGGAAAAAAUAGAAGGAAAGAUAAAUGUCCAUAGAUGUACAAACGGACAAAUUAGUACUACUUUUAGUUUUUGUCUAAAGUUUGUCUACUUUUAGUUUUCGUCCGCGUGCUGCAUACGCCUCAUUCUUCUAGUUGACAAGUACGUACAAUGUAAAAGGUAAAGGUACAAUGCUAAAUAUGUUUAUUACCAUGAUUAACAAAUGUAACACUGUAAUGUCUAAUCUAUUGUAGGAACUGACUGUUUUAAAUGCAGUGUCACACAGACUGUGAAUAAAUAUGUGGAAAAAAAACAAAUACCUGUUGUUCUGAACU